AUGUGUCAACGAUCAGGUGAACAAGGAGAUUUUCUUGCUGAAGCUCAAUUGGCAAUUGAUGAUGUUGCUGAUGGAAUUGUUGAUGAUAAACAAUUAUCAAAAUAUCUUAAUAAUCCAGAUGAUAUAUCAACAGCAUUUAUUAAUAUUAAAUUAAAAUCUAAAAAAGAAUUUUGUAUUGAAUUAUCUCAAAAUGGUUAUAGAAUUGUUGGUUAUCAUUUUGAUGAUAAUACUCAAUCAUCAAAUUAUUUUUAUGAAUCUUUACAAGCACUUUUAACAAAUGAAUCAAAAUCUUAUGUUGAUUCUUUCGCGAAAACUUUACAAGAUAAACUUUUUGCAACACAAUAUCAAUUAGAACAAUAUCAAGAUGAUGAUGAUGAUCAAUGA
Rotaria sp. Silwood2 is the source of this 384-nucleotide messenger RNA. Lineage: Eukaryota; Metazoa; Rotifera; Eurotatoria; Philodinida; Philodinidae. The record is from the annotation of a GenBank genome assembly.